Poeciliopsis prolifica (blackstripe livebearer) is the source of this 719-nucleotide messenger RNA. It is a transcript of the gene fgf17, whose product is annotated as fibroblast growth factor 17. The coding region runs from base 1 to 642 and encodes 213 amino acids. Gene Ontology annotation, biological process: positive regulation of protein phosphorylation; fibroblast growth factor receptor signaling pathway; cell differentiation. NCBI's taxonomy places the organism in Eukaryota, Metazoa, Chordata, Actinopteri, Cyprinodontiformes, Poeciliidae. The record is from RefSeq and is a predicted model, not a curated record. Gene Ontology annotation, molecular function: type 2 fibroblast growth factor receptor binding; type 1 fibroblast growth factor receptor binding; growth factor activity. The transcript has 5 exons. Gene Ontology annotation, cellular component: cytoplasm.
AUGUAUGGAAUAAACCAGCGCUAUUUCUACAUAUCAUUUAAUUUUUUUGUUCUGUGGUGUCACGCUCAGGGGGAGAAUCACUCGUCUCCUAAUUUUAACCAGUAUGUGAGGACGCAGGGCGCAACGACGGACCAGCUCAGCCGCAGGCAGGUCCGGGUUUACCAGCUCUACAGCCGAACCAGCGGGAAACACGUCCAGAUCCAGGGGAAGAGAGUCAGCGCCACUGCUGAAGAUGGGAACCUGUACGCUCGCCUGUUUGUGGAGACUGACACCUUUGGCAGUCGAGUGAGGAUACGAGGUGCAGAGAGUGGGCUAUACCUCUGCAUGAACCGGAAGGGAAAACUUGUUGGAAAGCCCAACGGCCGCAGCAGAGAUUGUAUCUUCACUGAGAUUGUCCUGGAGAACAAUUACACGGCCUUGCAGAAUGCAAAGUACGAAGGCUGGUACGUGGCUUUUACCAGAAAGGGAAGACCCAUCAAAGCCUGCAGGACAAGGGAGAACCAGAGAGAGGUCCAUUUCAUCAAGAGGCUCCACAUGGGCCCGCCUCACUUCCCCAACACGGACCAAAGCAAAUUUGAGUUCAUCCGAUUUCAGCCCACUGGUCGAGCAAAGCGGAACCGUAAAUCACGUACCUCUGAGUAACAAUCAGCCAAAGCAAUGGACUGGCUUAAGCUGUGAGAAAGGAACAGACAGAUGCAGUUUUAUUUUGUAUAUUUUUG